Molecule: messenger RNA, 2637 nt
Organism: Humulus lupulus (European hop)
Lineage: Eukaryota; Viridiplantae; Streptophyta; Magnoliopsida; Rosales; Cannabaceae
Exons: 12
Coding region: 341-1042 (233 amino acids)
Cellular component (GO): SAGA complex
Source: RefSeq, a predicted model, not a curated record
GUCAAAUUCAGAAUCAAAAGAAGAGAAACCGAACAAGGAAGGAGAACCGUUCCUCUUCUUCUUCUUCUUCUUCUUACCAUUUUAGCUGUUUUCUCUUUUCUCUCGGAGGAGAGAGAGAGAGAGAAACCAAGCUCGCAAACAGAUAUUAUCAAGAUUACACCACCUUCCUCUCUCUAGGGUUUCAGUUUUCUCCAUUGCUGCACUUUCUUUCUCGGUCUUCUUCUUCUACUACGGCCAUUGCUCCCAAGAUUCUUCUCCAAUUUCUUCCUUUCUAUUCGCUUUUCUCCGAUUCCACUUUCAGGUUUCGUAGAUAUUGAGCUUAACAGAUAUACGACCUUCAAUGGUAUGCUCACUUGGAAGUGGGAGGAUGGCGGUGAUGGCAAGGCUUUUGGCAGCAAGAAGUUUUUCACUAAGUGUAGCAGAGGAAGUUGGAAAUCAGAAAUUAGCUGCUAAGUUGGCAUGCAAAGAAUUAAGAGAGGCAGAUGAGCCAAAUUUGCUUGAUGAAGAAGAUAUGCACAUCUUUGGUUUGAUGCCCAUGUCUGAUCCUUUGCAUUUGGUAUGCUGCAAUACUUGUAAGAAACCAGUCCAGGCUAGUCAAUACGUAGCUCAUGCAGAACUUUGUAGAAUGGUAAGCUCGACAGAAGAAUCCAUGCUGGAUGUUAAUGGAAGUGUGGGGCAUAGAAAAGCCGUGAGAAAAGAGAAGAGGAAGCCACUCAAUGCUUAUGCUCACCAGGCUAUUUUAGUUCGUGAAGUGGAAAGGUCUGAAUCUAUCACAGUAGGUGAUACUGCUAUUGCAGAAUCUCAGCUGAAUGGGAAACCUGGGACGAAUUCGUCCUUCUCUAUUGACCGAAAAAGAAAUUCAGCCUAUGUAGAUGCUGAAAAUUUGAUGCAUGGUUCAGCAGUUAGUCCCGGAGAUGCUGACAACUCAGUUGGUGUAAUGCCUUGUACACUAAAGCGAUCUAAAUUGAUAACAGGUGAGUGGCUGCCAUUGUCUGAUGCCUCUGUUGUUUCAAAUAUCUUAUUUCUUAAGUACACAGGAUGACUAUGUCUGUGAGACCUGAGUUAAGUUUAGAUUUAUUUAAUAUUGUUUUGUUUUCUGAUAACUCUGUACAUAGAAUGUUGGCAGCAUUUAGCUUAUGGAUAGACUUGUGUGAAAAUCAUAGUACAAUGGAACCGGAGAUUACAAUUGUUUUCUCAAAUUUAUUCACAACCUAAACUUUGAAGUGAAUAAUCCUUCAGUUUUGACAAAAAUUCUACCUUUGAAAGGGAGUCAAAUUUUUGUUUUGCACUAUGAUGAAUGUUAUUGAGGGAAACCCUGUGUCAUAGAUGACAAUAAGCUCUCUUUUAUCUAGAUUAGUUGAUGAAAAAACAAAUGGAAUGAGUAUUCAUGUUGAUGUACUGACAUCAAGACUAAAGCUGUUAGAAAAGUUCCUGUUCCUGUUUAAACAGGAACUAUUCUAACAGCUUUAGUCUUGAUGUCACCACCUCAAUGAAUCUGAAUUGAGAGGUAGAGACAAGUGAAGUUGAGGUUGGGGUUACUAAUUGAUGUUAUUUCCUGGCUAAGAAUUCAGCCUAGUUCUCAAUGUCUUAAUUAACAUUAGAUAAGUAGUUUUGUAGAAAGAAAAGGACCAAUCUGAAAAAUAUAUUAUUUAUCAAGUAAAUUAAAAACUAAAAAGGGCAUUUUAUUAUUAUAUAGUACUGCUGUUAAAUAAUGAAUUAUUAAUGUAGACUUGUGCUUAAUGCAUGUCUUUAGGUUGCAUCUCUCCCAAACAAACUAUUGCUGAGAGUGGAGGCCCUAAUGAUUCUUUUUUUGGAAACAAGAAGCCUGAUCAAGUCAAUGGAUGCUGCCUGCCAAUUAAAGAUGUGCCAGCUCCCCUUGCAACCAAAAUAUAUUACUCUCAAAGAAGCAAUCGUCUCCGCUCUGCACUUUGUCAUCUUUACUAUGAGACAGUGGGAUUGACUGAGGAGGUUUGCAGUGACACUGUGAACAAGAAAUUAACAAAUGAUAAUGUGUACCAAUCACAGGCUUCAUCUCAGAAAGACAAAUCAUUGAAACAAACAAAUACAGAGUUAAACAGCAAGAAGGACUCACUUUCUCUGCCUUCUCUGCAAAAUCCUGACCAAUUCCUUGCACAAAGCUCAGAAAUGUGCUUGGGUUCAUCUGGAGUUUGUUCGCCUAUGAGCGACUUCUCAAUGCAGUUUCCUGUUGAUAAUGUUUCAAGGUCUCUGGUUGCUCCUGUUGGUUUAGCAAGAAACAAAUACCUUUCAAAGCCUUUCUCAUAUCCGGGAAAUUCAGGACAACCUCUUCGGCCAGUGCAGCAGCAAAACGGCAGUGUUCCUGUUUUAUAAGACUUCAAUGGAACAUAUUUUUGUAUUGCUGGAGGAAGAUGUAAUUAACCAAAUACUUGAGGUUAGGUCCUAGGAACCCUUUUUGAUACCAACCAAGAAAUUCAUCAAAAUUGUUCAUUCUGCCUUUAUAGCUGAGUGAGUACCAGCUAGUGUUUAUAGUCAUUCAAGAAUCAAAAACGAAGGAAAAAUCUUUUGAUUGCUGGGAGGGUAAAUUUGUAGUUCGUACAGUUGUAUAUCUGGCUUCUGUAAAUAUAAGUUUUACCCUUAAUCAACUGCAUUUUUCUUUCA